ACUAAUUUUUAUUAUACAAUACUGCUACAUACUGCUACAGUACCAUCUUAUAAAAAGAUUGUAAAUUUUUUUGCAAUGGGAUGAUUUUGCAAGUCCGGCUAUUGGGGCUUUUAAAUACCCCAAAUUCUAACCUGCUUGUCGGACUGACACUGCAAUAACCAACCGCCAUUUAUGGAUUCAAAUCAACCGAGACCCGUAACUCCACAGCCUCCUCAAGGCGGCCGCCGUGGCGGUGGCGGUGGCAAUGGUUUCUCUGCUAUUCUCGUAGUCUUCUUAUCCUUUAUCGCCAUCUUCGACAUGAUGAUGAAUCAAUCACCAUCAACUAUUAGGAAUGGUUUGUCCAUUCUGCACCAAGUUCCAGAAGGCUAUGUUGGGGUUUACUGGAAAGGAGGUGCCCUUCAAAAGACGAUUACAGAUCCAGGUUUUCAUCUGAAGCUGCCUUUUAUAACCCAUUAUGAGCCUGUUCAAGUAACCCUUCAGACAGAUCAGGUUAGGGAUAUUCCCUGUGGUACAAAAGGAGGUUUCAUGAUCAACUUUGAGAAGAUAGAGGUUGUUCACCGGCUUCACAAGGACCAUGUGCAUGACACUCUGCUGAACUAUGGGGUGCAGUAUGACUAUACGUGGAUAUAUGACAAAAUUCCUCAUGAGAUCAAUCAGUUCUGCAGCUCUCACUCUCUUCAGCAAGUCUACAUUGAUGUUUUUGAUCAAAUUGGCGAAAAGAUGAAAGAUGCUCUCCAAGGUGACUGCACACAAUAUGCUCCAGGUAUUGAAAUCAUGAGUGUUCGUGUUACAAAGCCAACCAUCCCGGAAAGCAUAAGACGCAAUUUUGAACAAAUGGAAGAGGAACGCACUAAGGUCUUAAUUGCUAUUGAGAAACAGAGGGUGGUUGAGAAAGAGGCAGAGACAAGUAAGAAAAAGGCUAUUAGUGAAGCUGAGAAGAUUGCAAAUGUGAGUAAGAUCCUCAUGGAACAGCAGUUGAUGGAAAAGGAUAGUGCCAGGAAGCAGCAAGAAAUUGAGAACCAGAUAUACAUGGCUUGGAAAAAGAGUUUGGCUGAUGCAUAUUUCUACCAUGUACUGAAGGAAGCUGAAGUAAACAAGUUGAAGCUGACACCGCAAUUUCUUGAGCUUAAAUUCAUCGAGGCCGUAGCUGAUGAUACAAAAAUUUUCUUUGGGGAAAAGAUUGGCGGCAAUCAGCAAAGAGAGAGAGAGAGCAAACUAAGUUAAAGAGCAGCAUUGUGACUACUCAUAUUCAACAAUUGGGAAUGUUUUAUCCAGCAGAGCCUAAACAUCAAAUUUAGUAUGUUGAUUUAUUGUAUUUUAUCCAACACAAAUUUCGCACCUGAUCUUUUUAUUGUAGAACUUUAUAAUUUAAAAUUUAAAAACAAGAAGCAUGAAGCAAGAAGCAAGAAGAUGACCUUCCUAAAUUUGGUGGUGAGUCACUACUUCUGUCUAUGAAAUCAAUCUUUUGUGUUCAUUAUGCUAUAGGCAAUCAUGAUUAAAAGUGAACACAUUUAGCAUCUGAAUUUAAAAUAUUUUAUUCCAUUUUGUAGAAUUCAAUAGGUGUGUUUAGCAUCUGAAUUUAAAAUAUUUUAUUCCAUUUUGUAGAAUUCAAUAGGUGUGUUUAGCAUCUAA
Quercus lobata is the source of this 1632-nucleotide messenger RNA. RefSeq names its product erlin-1-like. The transcript is spliced from 9 exons. The coding region runs from base 172 to 1224 and encodes 350 amino acids. Gene Ontology annotation, cellular component: endoplasmic reticulum; endoplasmic reticulum membrane. Gene Ontology annotation, biological process: SREBP signaling pathway. NCBI's taxonomy places the organism in Eukaryota, Viridiplantae, Streptophyta, Magnoliopsida, Fagales, Fagaceae. The record is from RefSeq and is a predicted model, not a curated record. Gene Ontology annotation, molecular function: cholesterol binding; ubiquitin protein ligase binding.